This is a messenger RNA of Hansenula ciferrii, 1392 nucleotides long. RefSeq lists its product as uncharacterized. Lineage: Eukaryota; Fungi; Ascomycota; Saccharomycetes; Phaffomycetales; Wickerhamomycetaceae. The coding region runs from base 1 to 1392 and encodes 463 amino acids. The transcript has a single exon. The record is from RefSeq and is a predicted model, not a curated record.
AUGUCAGAAGCAAGAUCUUUAAGAGGGUUUAGAAAAUCCAUUGAUGGAACUCCAAGAAGACGCUUGAGAUCUGCUGGUGGACCAGGUGCUGGUAAUGGGGAUUCCAGUGUUCCAGGGUAUGCACAACCUACUAUUUCAUCUUCAUACCGUAUGACAAAUGAUAAUACUGGUAAAAUUCUGACUUUAAAAGCUGGUGCUUCCAAAUCAAGACCCACAACAAAAUCAAAUAUUAGAACAAGUUCAAAACCUCCUACUGCAGUUAGUCAAAAUAGAGCUGGUCAAACUUUAACUGGGUUAUUUCAAAAUGGUAACAGUAACCAAGGUACACCAAAAUCAAAAUCUUCUGUUACAUCCCUUAAUAAGAAUAGAUCAUCAUUUUCUAGUCCAACAAAGAACAGUGAUAAUCCAUAUUUAAAUAAAGAAAAUGAUUAUGAUGAUAAUAGUGAUAUCCAAUAUGGAACAUUGAAUUUGAAAAAGAAUGUUAAGACUGGAAGUUAUAGAUCCCCUUCAUUAGCUAGAAAAGUUCAAUCUGAAAAAUUAGAUGGAUCAUUUUUUGAUAUAAAUUCCAAGGUUGCCAAUGAUGAUGAUGAAGAAUUCACAAAAUUGAUUCAAGAGACUGAAAAUUUAAUUUUUGAUCAUGAUAAUCCAAAAACUGAAUUGAGUCGCGUCUUCGAUAAAUAUGAACUUUUAGGUAUUACAAACGGUAGAGAAUAUAUUCCAGUGAACGAAUGGGAAAGUCUUGUUGAAUAUCAUAGUAUUGUUAUUGAUAACUAUCAAAAGAAAUUGUCAAAAGAUUCCCAAUUAGUAUUCAAAAUAUUAGAGUUGAACAGAAGAGCUGCAUUAGAAUCUGAUAAAUACAAGAAGCAAUUGAAAACAGCUGAACAAGAGAUUGAAAUUCUUAGAUCAACUUUAAACCUUGUUUAUAAAGAAAAUUUAAAGUAUGAACAACAGGAAUCAAUUAACGUCAAAUCAAUCAAUAAUGAUGAUAUCACUCCACUAUCAGGAAACCUUUUCAAUUAUAUGAACUUGGAAUUAAAUAAGGAACAAGAAUAUAAAUCACUGUUUAACAGUCCAUCAGUAUUAAACUCUUUAGCCAAUGAUGUUUCAAACAAUGUCAAAUCUUCAACCCUGAAUGACGGUCAUAAUAUCAACAAAAAUUCUGAUGAUUUAAAUGAAACAGACGCGGAUGUGAAUGAUUUAAGUUCAAAUACAAGUGAAGUUUUACCACCAGUUCCUAAUGAAUAUGUCAGUAAUUCAGCAUUGAACAGAGUUCAAAAUUAUUUUAGUUCAAUAAUGUCCCCAUCACCUUUACCUUCAUCCGUCUCACCAUCAAACCCAACCAGUUCCAAGAUUUAUGAUGAUAUAUAUCAAGUUUUAGCACGUCCACAAUGA